Raphanus sativus (radish) is the source of this 262-nucleotide messenger RNA. RefSeq names its product UPF0057 membrane protein At1g57550. The transcript is spliced from 2 exons. Lineage: Eukaryota; Viridiplantae; Streptophyta; Magnoliopsida; Brassicales; Brassicaceae. Gene Ontology annotation, cellular component: membrane. The record is from RefSeq and is a predicted model, not a curated record. Bases 54 to 212 code for a protein of 52 amino acids.
CGUACGCAGAACAAAAAUAUACAAAAACAAAAAACAAAAAUUACAGAAGAAGAAUGGGAAGUUUCGUUGAAAUUCUCUGUGCAGUUCUCAUACCUCCUGUUGGCGUAUUCAUGAGAUCUGGUUGCGGGUUGGAGUUUUGGCUCUGUUUGCUCCUAACGUUCUUGGGUUAUAUCCCUGGAAUGGUAUAUGCUAUUUGGGUUCUUACUAAAUAGGACAGCCAAGCAAAAACACUAAAUCCGUUUCUUUUCUUUUAGUUUCUUUC